CGAAUUUUUAGCCUUUACCCAGCAACUUUCAUCUUCUUUGCCGCAAUUGCAGCAAUUGUUUCAUGUUUCUAGUGGCUGAACGUUCAAUUUGGCCAUAUUUAUCUCUGUCAUCCCACUAAAAGAAUUUUAAAACGGAGAAAGCUCACAACUGAGUUCAGGUUGAAGCUCAUCGGACCGAGGUUCUGCAUCGUAAAGGUAGAAGGCAGUAAGCGAUUUUCACGCAGCAAGAAGGUGAAAAGGUUAACGGUUGUCGUCAACAGGAACCUCGUCGAGAACAUAGUAAACAGUUACGCAUUUACAAUGCAAGCACAAGCAACUGAAGGCCCCGUUACUUCAGCCCCGGUAACUGCUGCCGCCGCUGUUGGUCCGUUCAUGACACAAGACGCAGCAGAUGCGUAUGCAAGCAAGAUCGCACUCAACAAGAAACCAUUUCUUGAGUUCCUACGCACGUUCGAGUGGAAGGAACCUACUAGCGACCCCAAUCAGCAGUUUCUGGACAUCGGGUGCGGAACAGGGGAUGUCACCAGAGAGCAUAUCCUGCCCAGGGAAACGGGUGCUCGUGUCCCGCCAUGCCGACGGAUCGUGGCCGUCGACUUCUCACCCAAAAUGCUUGAGUUCGCCAAGAAACAUUUUCCCCACCCACGCAUUGAAUACAAACAGCUGGACAUAGGCCAUGACGUCGAUAAUUUCCUGGCCGAGCAUGGAACAUUUCAGCGAGUGUACAGUCUGAGGACAUUGCACUGGGCGAAGGACCAGGCCCGAGCAUUCUCCAACAUUGCCCGCCUGAUGGCACCCGGCGGAGAAUGCAUCCUGCUAUUCUUGGGUCGCUGCGAUACCUUUGAUUUUAUGCGUCGCAUGGCUCAGCUGGAGCCCUGGACGAAAUAUAGCCACGUGUUUGAAAAUGCUGUGCCAAAAACACACGAUAUUGCCGACGUGGGUAAGCUGAAAUCCUAUGUGGAGAACCUCGUAUCAUCAGCCGGUAUGGUUCUCAUCACACUGGACGUCUGGCAACGAAAAUCUUCAUUUUUGGACACUGAAAAUGCUGUGGAAAUGUUCCUGAUGGCCAAUCCGGUGUUACCCAUACUACCUGAAGAGGAGAAGGCGUCCUUUAUAGCAGACGCAAGAAAGCAUGUACCCGCGUGGCGUGAUGCAUACCAAGAGAACAAUCCACUGCCAUUCGCUAGCUUCGUUGUUCAUGCCUCAAAGCCUUAGACCCAAGUUUUCAGCCAAAUAGAAAUAAUUCUUGAGUUACUGCAAGUAUAAGGCUAAUAAAGAGUGUCGA
Dermacentor silvarum is the source of this 1282-nucleotide messenger RNA. Its product is annotated as juvenile hormone acid O-methyltransferase. Gene Ontology annotation, molecular function: S-adenosylmethionine-dependent methyltransferase activity. The transcript is spliced from 7 exons. The coding region runs from base 301 to 1212 and encodes 303 amino acids. NCBI's taxonomy places the organism in Eukaryota, Metazoa, Arthropoda, Arachnida, Ixodida, Ixodidae. The record is from RefSeq and is a predicted model, not a curated record.